Molecule: messenger RNA, 222 nt
Organism: Rotaria sp. Silwood1
Lineage: Eukaryota; Metazoa; Rotifera; Eurotatoria; Philodinida; Philodinidae
Source: the annotation of a GenBank genome assembly
AUGGGUGUUCGUACACCAUAUAAAACAGUUAAUUUUGAACGAUCAAAUAAUCAAUCUGAUGAUUUUAUUAUAUUUUUAAAACAUAAACGUAUGGUUAUUGAUAUUGAUGGUAAAAAUAAUAGUUUUGAACAAUUUAAUCAACAUUUUCGUCUUCAUCCAUAUGUUGAUCGUACAAAUAAUCAACAACCGAUUAUUACCAUUCCUGCUGAAUUCUUUCGAUAA